Molecule: messenger RNA, 1216 nt
Organism: Orbicella faveolata
Lineage: Eukaryota; Metazoa; Cnidaria; Anthozoa; Scleractinia; Merulinidae
Product: transmembrane protein 107-like
Biological process (GO): protein localization to ciliary transition zone; non-motile cilium assembly
Cellular component (GO): MKS complex
Source: RefSeq, a predicted model, not a curated record
GAUUUAUGGUUUUGUAGCUCGAAGUCUUUAAGUUUGAAAAAUAUCAUACAGCGCUUUUGAGAAGCGUUACCUGGAAACGAAAAACGAAACAAUUGUUCAAGGCGAGGCCACAAAGGAAAACAAAAUGGCGGCUUACGGCCAAACAGAUCGUUACAGGCGUUAUGAUGGAUGAUUUACCUCCUGAUUGAGAGUUCAAUAUACAAAAAUGUUCAUCGGAAGUCUUGUUGCAUCCAGAUUUUUAAGUCUCAUCGCUCACUUUGUUGUUACAGUCGUCAUAUUUUUAUCAAAGGAUGUGAAUGUUAGAGCUUGUCUCCCUCUCCAGUAUACAGACAGUGAAUUUUCAACAAAGGAUACGGAGUUAAUCGUGGGCCUGUCUCUUACUCUGGUGUUUCUGGGCUUAGAGUUUGGAGGAUUCCUUGGAGGUUGUUCCAUGUUUAAUGGUACUGCAACUCUGCUUUCCAUCGCAGCUCAUUCCAGUGCUGCUAUUUCUUUGUCUAUGUUCGUCCUUGAGGAAUGGGACUGUGAUAAGUUCUGGUAUGUCUUUGGAUUCUGUAGUGCUUUGCCAGCUCUCAUCGAAACUUUUGUUUUGAUCGGUGUCCUGCUAUUUCGAGCUGACAGAUAACAUGGCUGUACCAAAAAUAACAUGACAUUUCCUAAUUAAUUUUUAUUAGCUCUUAAAAAGAGAAAGCUGCUAGUAAAAGUAAUAGAGUGAUGUAAUAUUGAUUAGUAACCAUGUAGUCCAUGUUUUCUUCCCCGCAUCUUGAACUUUUUUUUGCGAUACAUGUAGUUGUAUAUAUUUUAAAAACGUGUUAUAAUGUGUCUGUAAAUAAAUGUAAAUGUAAUAAAUUAUGGUGUUGUCUACAUUGCAUUCCACAUGUAUGUAUUUCUGCAAUGUGUCAAAUCAUUACAAAGUGCAUAACUUUGCUAAAAGCUGAAUUUUGUAAAUCUGUCAGAAUAUUAAUGCUCUAGAAUCUAGAUAGUAUAUCUAAGUUAACCACACUGUCAGAAAGACAACUCAAAAUGUUUUCAAUUGUUUCUAAAUCCAUAACUCAGCAACCCAAAAAAGUACAUUUACCAGUAGCUUGAUGCAAUGUUCUUUAAAUCAGUUAAACUAUGAGCUACAAUGUAUUUAUAUCUAGUUAAUAAUAAAUUGUUGAAUAAAUAACCUUUGUAAAAGUAUCUGUGAGGGAAAUUGCAAUAAAAUUACCGAAAAGUU